AUGACGGACACCACAGCGCCCGCGCAUCUUGACCCGUCAGCAUUGGGGACAAGAGAAUACUGGGACAACCUCUACACCACCGAACUCCGCAACCACGCCGACAACCCGCGCGACGAAGGAACCGUCUGGUUCGAUGACUCGGACGCCGAAGCGAAGAUGGUGGCGUUUUUGGAAGAGCGGGUGGACAACGACGACGAAGGUCUGCACAGCCGGGGUGGGGGACUGGUGUUGGACCGGGAUACGGCGUCGGUGCUAGAUUUGGGGUGUGGGAAUGGGAGUAUGUUGUUUGCGUUAAGGGAUGAGGGGUGGAGGGGGAGGUUGUUGGGGGUGGAUUAUAGUGUGUUGAGUGUUGAGUUGGCGAGGAGGGUGGGGGAGUCGAGAAGGGAGGGGGGUGCUGAGGAGGAGGAGGAUGAUGAGGCGGGGGAUGGUGAUAAUACGGGGGAGAAUGACGAGGGAAACGGGGACCGCGGAGAUCAUGAGACUGAGACUGAAGUCGAGUUCAAAGUCUGGGACGUACUCAACGGCUCAUUCAGCGAAGUCACCUCCGCCACCACCACAACAACAACACCAUCCUCGACUUCAGAUCCCCCCCAACAACCCCCAAUACCACCCCAACAGCAACAACAACACCAACCCCUCCCAUGCUGGCACAUAGUCCUCGACAAAGGCACCUUCGACGCCGUCUCCCUCUCCGGCGAACACGACGCCCACGGCCGCCGCGUCUUUGAAAACUACGGCGCCCGCGUGCUCCAUCUCCUGCGGCCCGGCGGGCUCUUCCUAGUCACCAGCUGCAACUGGACCGAGGCUGAGCUGCGGGAUUGGUUUGAGGUCAAGACUGGGGUUGUGGCUGUUGGUGUGCCUCAGGGGCAAGGAGAGGAAGAAGAAAAGCGGUUUCGGCUUCGCUUGGCGGGUAAGGUGGAGUAUCCGAGUUUUCGGUUUGGGGGGGUGCAGGGGCAGACGAUAAGUACGUUGUGUUUUGAGAAGGUGAGGGCAGAGGUUUGA
Dichotomopilus funicola is the source of this 1002-nucleotide messenger RNA. RefSeq names its product protein-lysine N-methyltransferase EFM4. NCBI's taxonomy places the organism in Eukaryota, Fungi, Ascomycota, Sordariomycetes, Sordariales, Chaetomiaceae. The record is from RefSeq and is a predicted model, not a curated record. Gene Ontology annotation, molecular function: protein-lysine N-methyltransferase activity. Bases 1 to 1002 code for a protein of 333 amino acids. The transcript has 2 exons. Gene Ontology annotation, cellular component: cytoplasm.